AUGAAUUUGUUUGAGGUGGUUGAAGUAAAAAGUAUCUCUUGGAAGGAAGCUAGGGAACUGUUCUAUGAACAAGUGAGUAGAGACAUUCCACUGUCAGAUGUCAAGUCCUUUGCUGAAACUAUAGUUAAGGGCUGUGGUGGUUUGCCACUGCUGAUUAUUGUUACUGGAAGAGCCCUAGGAGAGAAAAAUGAUGUUUCCAUAUGGAAGGAUGCUUCAAAAAAAUUCUCACUGCAUAAAACUUCUAGAAAAUGUCAAAUUGAAGAUGUGCUCCAAUUAUUGAAAUUCAGCUUUGACGAACUAAGUGAUAAUGAUGUGAAGAGUUGUUUCCUCCACUGUGCUCUAUUUUCAGAAGCUCAGGAGGUCAGUAUAAAUAAAUUCAUAGAAUAUUGUAUACAAGAAGGUUUAAUCACUGGUGCUCAAGCUGAUGCACAUAGAAGGGGUCGUUAUAUAGUUGAUAUUCUUAUACAUGCUUCAUUUUUACAAGUUACUGAAGGUGGAAGUUCCAUCAAAAUGCAUGAUUUAAUCAGAGAUUUAGCAUUAGGAAUCAUAUCUUCAAUGCCAAAAGAUAUUCAGUUUCCGUUGGGAGCAGAAGGAAUUCAGUUUCUGUUGAGUGCUUAUUCAAGAUCAAUCGAACUACCUAAUGCGGGAGGUAGUUCAUCAUCAAGAUCAUUGAACAUCCUUGAAAGCAGUAGAUUGUGUAUACCAGAAGGUAAUCAAUUUCUGUUGAGAGUUGGAGCAGGUCUAACAGAACCUCCUUUGACGGAAGAGUGGAAACAGGCCAAAAUGAUGUUUUUGAGUGAUAAUGAGUUAUCCAUGUUACCUGAGAAACCAAAUUGCCCUGAACUUUUGGCAUUGUUCUUACAAAGAAACCGGUUGCUGAGAGUGAUACCUCCAUCCUUUUUUGACUGCAUGACCUCUCUCAAAGUGUUGAAUCUAUCUGAGACUAGAAUAAGGUCCCUGCCAGAGAGACUGUUUAAGCUUAAAAACCUCCUAAUUCUCAUUGUAUGUGAUUGUAAACGUCUGUUUAUGCUUCCCUCUGAUGUUGGAUCUCUUCUUUGUCUUGAGGUGCUUGAUCUCCGAGGUACUAAAAUUAAAGUUUUGCCUGAUAAGAUUGGUGAAUUGACAUCCCUGAAACGUUUGGCAGUGUCCUUCUAUGGAUCUAUCGAUGACAGUGAAUAUGUUAAAUUGCCAUGUCAUUUGAUUUUGAGUGGCAUUAUAUCAAAGUUGCGUAAUUUGGACACCUUGAGUAUUGUUCUUUAUCCAGGGGAUGAAAGGUGGCAUGAGGAUGUCAAAAAGCGAACCAUGGAAGAAGAGACUCUUAACGGAGUUAAUGUCAAGAGUAUUUCUUCUCAGGUCCCAGAGUAUUUGGAAUAUGAUUAUAAUCAGCAGGGUCAAUGCUUGAGAUUUGUAAAUGGUGAAAAGAAACCUGAUGAAGUUCUUCAAAUAUUAGCUCGCAGCACUGCUUUCUAUUUGGAUAAUCAUCUUGACAUUGAGAGCCUUUCCAACUUUGGUGUUGGCAAUAUCAAUGGGUUGAAGUUUUGUAUAAUAAGUGACUGCCCCAAGGUUAAAAUGGUUGUGCAUGUGGAUGAAGUGAAAAAAGAUACUAAUACUGUUUUUCCUUUCCUAGAGACCUUAAGUAUCCAUCAUUUGUGGAAUUUAACAGCUAUUUGGGAGGGGAUUCUACCAGAACGAAGUUUUGCUCAGUUAAGAAUUUUGUCACUGCAUGGAUGUCCAAAGAUGGAGUAUGUUUUUAGAAGUUCAAUGAUUCAGUAUCUCUGUAAAUUAGAGGAACUGAUUAUCGAAGAUUGUCAAGCCAUCGAACAAAUCAUAUUCGAUGAUGAGAUAACAGAUUCAUGUUCUGUUUCACUUCCCAGUUUGAAGAAGUUAACACUUCACUAUCUGCCUGGAUUGAUUACCAUUUCGAGUAGUCCCUGGCCGCAAUUAGAAUAUGUCAGCUUCUACUGUUGCCCAAACUUGAAGAAGAUUGAUGCUGAUUCCAGGUUCAAAGAUGUAAUAAUAAAGGCUGAGAAGAGUUGGCGGGAUGCGUUAGAGUGGGAAGAUGAUGAAUUGCGGUUGCACAUUGAAAACUACUCCACCAUUAUCUUUCAAGAUCAUCUGUAA
Messenger RNA from Mangifera indica (mango), 2121 nucleotides. RefSeq names its product putative disease resistance protein At1g63350. Gene Ontology annotation, molecular function: ADP binding; protein binding. The transcript is spliced from 2 exons. The record is from RefSeq and is a predicted model, not a curated record. The coding region runs from base 1 to 2121 and encodes 706 amino acids. NCBI's taxonomy places the organism in Eukaryota, Viridiplantae, Streptophyta, Magnoliopsida, Sapindales, Anacardiaceae.